Molecule: messenger RNA, 1193 nt
Organism: Poecile atricapillus (Black-capped chickadee)
Lineage: Eukaryota; Metazoa; Chordata; Aves; Passeriformes; Paridae
Gene: SRP14
Product: signal recognition particle 14
Exons: 5
Coding region: 123-455 (110 amino acids)
Biological process (GO): SRP-dependent cotranslational protein targeting to membrane
Cellular component (GO): signal recognition particle, endoplasmic reticulum targeting
Molecular function (GO): endoplasmic reticulum signal sequence receptor activity; 7S RNA binding
Source: RefSeq, a predicted model, not a curated record
GCCGCAGCGGGAGGGGGAGCGGGAGCGCGGGCGGGGCCGCCCCGGGCCCUCCCACCCUGCGCCACUGACGUGGCUCUCCCCGCGCUGCGCAUGCGCGCGCGGCCCUUCCGGAGCGGAGCAGGAUGGUGCUGCUGGAGAGCGAGCAGUUCUUGACGGAGCUCACCAGGCUCUUCCAAAAGUGCAGGACUUCCGGGAGCGUUUUCAUAACGCUGAAGAAAUAUGAUGGCCGAACAAAGCCAGUUCCACGCAAAGGCCAUGUAGAAAGUUUUGAACCAGCAGACAAUAAGUGUCUCCUAAGAGCAACUGAUGGAAAGAAGAAAAUUAGCACAGUGGUGAGCUCAAAGGAAGUAAAUAAAUUCCAGAUGGCAUACUCAAAUUUGCUAAGAGCUAACAUGGAUGGCUUGAAGAAGAAAGACAAGAAAAGCAAGGCCAAGAAGAGUAAAGCUACACAGUGAUGGGAUGGUGUGUCACCAGCACUAUAAUAGACUUGACCCUUGCUCAAAGCAAAGUCCAUUUCUUUUUGAGUUACCACUUGUCUUUGGCUUUCCUUCCAGCAGGAUACUGGGAUGUGAUCAGUACUUUUGUUUAAACUGAGAGCAGAAGUGCUUUCUUUGGGUUGUUGUAUGGCAGGAGUAUGUACAGCAUUAUACUGAAAUAGCUUUACACUCAGCUGGUUUGUACUUACACUGCUGGGUUUUACUCUGCAGUAUAAAACCUGUCUGGGGGUAGCACAGGGUAAGAGAAAUGCACCGUACCAGAAGCAAAACAAGACUGGUGCAGCAGCCUCAGUGACAGAUGCCCAGGUUUAUAGAUGAGCCUCAGUAGUUCUAGGGAAAGCAGGUGCCAUCAUAUUAUCAGGAACAGCUGCUUUCCUGUUUCUUUCUUAAUCUGAGGGCCAUGUCUACAUGACACAGUGCAGAUAUCCCCAAGGCAGCCAGCAAAGUGCUGGAGUUCCUGCAGAGCCUUCACUCCAUGCUAAUCCAGCUGUUCUGACCUGGGUUCAGGGUGGGGGUAGGGUAGGACUCUGCAUCAUGUUCCCUUCAGACAUGGCUUAAAAAUGCUCAUGUCACCUAAAUUUUUUUUAAAAACAUCAUCCUUCAGGAUAUUCAGGGAUCUGAAUUUUCCUUCAUUCAUAUGAGCAGAUGUAAAAAGUAAAUAUGUAAUUGCUCCUAUUAAACAUAAUGAAAAAUUGA